UUUGUUUUUGAAAAUAACAAGAUGAUGAUGAACCAAGUUUACAAAAAAAAAAGAUGAUGAUGAACCAUUGAACAUGAGAAAAGUCGCAAACAAGAAAGAAAAAUUCAAGUGAAAAUGAGUGGCAAAAUUACAAUCUUCGUCCUAUUACUUUUUCUUCCUAUUUCUUCUACUUCUUCGUCUGACGACGUUCUGUUACUCUCGAAAAAUGAGACCCUUGCAUCUCCUGGAGAUGUCUUCGAGCUCGGUUUCUUCAAUCCUGGUAAAGUUUCCAACUGGUAUCUCGGUAUCUGGCUCAAGCAAGACCCCGACAGAACCGCUUUAUGGGUCGCCAACAGAGAUCAUCCUCUCCUCGGAUCCCACGGAACACUCAGAUUCUUCAACAGUAACCUCAUCCUCUUUGAUCGAAAUAACAAUCAUGUCUGGUCAACAAGUAUAGACGGGACUGUGAGGCGUGAUGUUGUGGUAAAGCUUCUCAAGAACGGUAAUUUGGUGGUGAAGGAGGCCGCAAGCGACACGAAUCAAUUCUUAUGGCAGAGUUUCGAUUUUCCUACUGAUUCUAUAUUCUCCGGAAUGAAGAUGCGUACUGGAACUGGCAAUAAACUUAAAUCAUGGAUUAAUCCUAAUGAUCCGUCCACCGGUGUUCACUUUUUGGGAGUUACAGAGGAAAUAUCGGGCUUUUGGUUUUAUGAAGAGCAAGAAUAUGGGACAGAGAUUAACCUUGUUGAUUUAUGGAAUGGAUACAGCUUCGGAGAUAUGCCACCGAUUUUUCAAGUAGAAGGUGACACGAGUUCACAACAGCAAUCACUUGUAAUGACAACCAACCAUGGAAAAUUCUCUAGGUUGAGGUUAGGGCCCGAAGGAAUCUAUGAAGUAUACACGUGGUUCUCUAAACAUCGAGAAUGGAACUUAUCAUGGUCAGUUAAUGAUUCGUGCUUCUUGAUUAGCUCAUGUAAAUCGUACAGCUUCUGCUCCGCAUACACAACGCCCAGAUGCAAUUGUAUCGAAGGAUUUAGUCAGAAGUUGGAUAUUACGUGGACCGGAUGUACGAGAGUGACUAAUAUGAGUUGCAGUCAAGAUCGGUUUACUACGCUUCAUAACAUGAAACUGCCGAAUGUUAGAGAUGUUCAGGUGAGUUGGAGUAGUGACUUGCAGAACUGUGAGGAGAAUUGCCUUGCAAAUUGCCAUUGCACGGCAUGGUUUGUGGAAAGCGAAGAAGAACGGCACGGGAAGUGUGUGACAUGGUAUGGAGAGCUCGAAGGUAUGCGAAACUAUACCUUCGGCGGUCAUGACCUGCAUGUCAGAAUUGCUCCUACGGAUCACGGAGUCGUGGACAAGAAAACCAAAAACAGAAAUAUAAUAAUAGGUUUCAGUAUUGGGGUGAGCUUUUUCCUUCUUGUAAGCUUUAUCAUUUUCCGCUUUUGGAAAAGGAAACAGAAGCAAUCAAUAACAAUUCCAGAGCCUAUUGUAACAAGCCAAGCUUCGAUAAUGAAUGAGGUGGUAAUAUCAAGCAAGAGACACACAUUAGGAGAUAUGAAAACAGAGGAGCUUCCACUGAUGGAUUUUGAAGCUAUUGCCAUAGCAACAAACACUUUUUCUAACACCAACAAGCUUGGAAAAGGUGGAUUCGGUAUUGUUUACAAGGGAAGGUUAAUUGACGGGAAAGAAAUUGCGGUUAAGAGACUAUCAGAAACGUCCUCACAAGGGACAAAUGAGUUUGAGAAUGAGGUGAGCCUUAUUGCAAGGCUGCAGCAUAUCAAUCUGGUCCGGCUUCUUGGCUAUUGCGUCAAUAAGGGGGAGAAGAUGUUGAUUUACGAAUACCUGGAGAAUCUAAGCCUUGAUUCUCACCUCUUUGACAAAAGCCGAAGCGCCAAACUAAAUUGGCCACUGAGAUUUGAUAUUGCUAAGGGUAUUGCAAGAGGCCUGUUAUAUCUUCAUCAAGAUUCACGGUUUAGGAUCAUCCAUAGAGACUUGAAAGUAAGUAACGUCUUGCUUGAUAAAAAUAUGAUUCCAAAGAUCUCCGACUUUGGAAUGGCUAGGAUUUUUGGACGGGAUGAGACAGAAGCUUGUACCCGGAAGGUGGUUGGAACUUAUGGCUACAUGUCUCCAGAAUAUGCAAUGAAUGGGAUAUUCUCAGUGAAGUCAGAUGUAUUCAGUUAUGGCAUCUUACUUCUAGAGAUCAUAAGCGGCAAGAGGACUACAGGAUUUUACAAGUCAUGUGACGACCUUAGUCUCCACGGUUGGGUGUGGAGGAACUGGAAGGAAGGAAAAAGGCUAGACAUCAUAGAUCCAAUCAUAAAAGAUUCUACAUCGUCAUCGUUAGUGUUCAAGACACAUGAAGCUUUAAAAUGCAUACAUAUUGGUCUGUUGUGUGUUCAAGACCGUGCUGAAGACAGACCAGAGAUGUCAUCUGUAAUGGUAAUGUUUGGAAGCGAAACUAUGAUUCUUCCUGAGCCUAAACAACCAGAGCUUUGCGUUGGCAGAGGUCCUCUUGAGCCUGAAUUAAGCAAACAGGGUGACGAUGAGUGGACAGUGAACCAAAUCAGUCGCUCGGUUAUUGACGCUCGGUAAAUUUGAAAGUACUAAACUGGUCUGUUUAAUGUUUUACCAGUCUGUACUAUUAAAUAGCAGAAUUGCCUUCCCUUUUAAAUAAGAGUAUAACGAUGUCACAAAAAAGGAGUACAAUUGUAGCGCCACUUCCGAAUAAUAAUAAAAAUAAUAAAAAUAAU
Molecule: messenger RNA, 2726 nt
Organism: Raphanus sativus (radish)
Lineage: Eukaryota; Viridiplantae; Streptophyta; Magnoliopsida; Brassicales; Brassicaceae
Product: receptor-like serine/threonine-protein kinase SD1-7
Exons: 7
Coding region: 115-2568 (817 amino acids)
Biological process (GO): recognition of pollen; protein phosphorylation
Molecular function (GO): protein serine/threonine kinase activity; ATP binding
Source: RefSeq, a predicted model, not a curated record